AUGACCUCUUCCAGUGGUGUAGUUCUGAAAUGGCGUCUGGGUGCGUCUGAACUGGGGCUUGUCCUCUGGGUCAGUGGACAAGGGGUGGAGGAAGUCAAACACAGCCAGAUGACCGUUACUUCAGGCCCAAUCAGCAGCCGUUUGGUCAAGCGGAUCCCUAAUCGAGUGCGAGGUUCCACGUUGAACCAAUAG
This is a messenger RNA of Penicillium concentricum, 192 nucleotides long. RefSeq lists its product as uncharacterized. The record is from RefSeq and is a predicted model, not a curated record. NCBI's taxonomy places the organism in Eukaryota, Fungi, Ascomycota, Eurotiomycetes, Eurotiales, Aspergillaceae. The transcript has a single exon. The coding region runs from base 1 to 192 and encodes 63 amino acids.